Messenger RNA from Mytilus trossulus (common blue mussel), 2444 nucleotides. RefSeq lists its product as uncharacterized. Lineage: Eukaryota; Metazoa; Mollusca; Bivalvia; Mytilida; Mytilidae. Bases 1 to 2373 code for a protein of 790 amino acids. The record is from RefSeq and is a predicted model, not a curated record. The transcript is spliced from 2 exons.
AUGCACCGAAACCCAAGAAACAAAGGAAAGGAUACAGAAUAUAAUGUGUAUGGAUUGAGGAAAGUAAGCUUCUGGGAAAAGUAUGGCGUUCAACGAUUUCCUCACCGUGGGAGGCGAAGAUACUCACCGUUUGCUUACCAAUCGAAAGACGGAGGGAUUAUUAUUUCCAAUGACGUUUUUGGCCUAACAAUCAGACAGUUUGAACGAAUCUAUAAAGCUUGUUUAGACAAAAGGAAAACAAGUGAACAGAAUAUAAUUAAUAUUAGGUAUCCUGAUAAAACCUCAGAUGAAUAUCUUGAAUACUUACAGGAAAGUACAGAUUACAAUCAAGAUUACGUGACCUGGCCGGGAAAUAAUUUGAAAGAAAGAUUCUUAUACGAAUACUUAGUCAAUACAGCUGGUUCAGAAAUAGAUAUGCGUAAACGACAACAACUUUUUUUGACACACGAUAUGAUACAGAAUAAAAUUAUGCUAAAUUUAGGUUCAGGAUAUACAGAAAUAACGGCUGGAAGUUUAGCAGAGGGCUUGGACAUGCGAGGUAGUGGCAUUGAUAUAAUGUACGUCAUCACGGACGUAGACGUAUUACGGGAUGAAAAGAACACCAAACACCAAAUACAAGGGACAACACUGAUCAUGGAGACUGACAAUGAAUAUCCUGGAUUUACUAGACUCCGAUUACUAGCAGGAGGAGAAGGCGAGUCUUACUUUACACCACAUGAAUGCUUUGAAGUUACUAAUAAAGGCUUAUAUUUAUCAGUGAACAAAUUUGUUAGUAAUAUUAAACAGAAACUUCACCGUCAUUAUAUUGUAUCAUAUCACGGCCCCUGUUUAACAGAUCACUGUCAAAACGUGGAUUAUGCAUACUGUCUUCGGAGUGAAUAUUUACCUUACAAUGCAAUACACUGGGCUUCGCGUUAUCGAAGGCAAUGGCCGCCCAAAUCUGUAGUUGACAAGAUUAAAAACGACGGAUGUAUGUUAGUACCCAUUGGACCAAGGACCUUGUCAGAUUGUAAUGUAUUAUGGAGAAUAUCUUUUUCUGUUGCCGAAAAAAUACUUGUUCAUUCGUUUAAUUACCCUCAACUCUUGUGUUACUGUCUUCUCAAACUGACAUUAAAACAAAUCGUUGACACAGACACAUGUGCAAAAGGUUUAUUAUGCUCUUACUAUCUGAAAACAGUUUUAUUCUGGGUUUCUGAAGAAAUCGGUAUUGAAACAUUUCAAUUCUCUAAAUUACAUUCUUGUUUUUCUCACUGCUUACAUAAAUUAAUAUUAUGGGUAAAUAAUUGUUAUUGUCCGAAUUAUUUUAUACCAGCACAGAAUAUGUUCUUAGGAAAAAUCGGAACCGAUAAUAAUGAAAUUCUAAAAAAUGUAUUGAAUAGCAUAAAGUGUGGCGGAAUCGAUGGAUUGAUACAGAAUGUUUGUCAAUACGACAAUGUACUUCCUCCUUUAUUAAGUGCUCAGACUAUACCAUCUUUUGUUAUGUUCGACUUACUUUUUUACAGGAUAUCACAUUUAGUAUUAGCCCGUCUGUCUGACAUAUCACAAUGUUUGAAAUUGCUAAAUAUUACUGAAUGUUUAAUUCAGUCGAAAUCGUCUGAGUUUAUUGUUGAAGUAUGUAAAUAUCAUCAUACUGAAAUAAGUCAGUUUGCGGCACAACUUCUACCAACACAAUUCGUAACAACUGAAAGGUACAAAAUACACAAAUAUUGUCAUAAACAUUUACAGAGACAUGUAUUGUCGAAAUGCGCAUCUGGUGCAACAAAAUUGGUACCGUUGAUUUUAUUACAGGACGGUAUUAAAACAAAUGCUGCAUCGGGCUGGUUGUUAUACGCAUCGUUUUAUUAUGUGACAGGACAGUUCAAUGUAACUUUAAAACUUACGGAUUAUGUUCUGUCAAAGUGUUCACCUGAUAUGAUACUACUUGGAGGUCAACAUUGCCAAGACAGACAUGUCAAUUAUUACAGAAAUCAAGUACAUUCCACAAUGACACUUCGUGACAAGGUGAGAAUGGCAGUUGUUAAUAAUGUUAGAUACGUACAGCAAUCAUCGUUAAUACCGCAGGAACUUCAGCUAGAGGUGUGUGACCAUUACAUAGUUGUACCUCCGAUAGUUAUGUCCCACUGUCUUAGAUUUCUCUGCUUUCAUCAUAAAGGCGAUUUGUUUAACAGACAACAGGCUUUAUGUGAUUUACGUUCAACAAUAAAAAGAAGACAUCUAAUUGAUGUAAAUACCUUAUCUAUAUCAAUAACAAUACUUGGAGUAUGCUGUGAAAUAUCAAAUGAUCUAAAAACAGCUUAUCAGUGUUAUGAAGAAGCUUUACAAUGUGAGUGUUAUAUAUGUGCUACCGCUGAAACAAGGAGAUCAAAACUGUAAGCACUAUCUGUGUAGUCUUUAAAUGCAUAUUCAAUUACUGCAUGUAUGAUAUUGAAUAAUACUAUGACAUA